Messenger RNA from Lasiodiplodia theobromae, 705 nucleotides. RefSeq names its product U4 tri-snrnp-associated protein. Gene Ontology annotation, biological process: RNA splicing. The record is from RefSeq and is a predicted model, not a curated record. The coding region runs from base 1 to 705 and encodes 234 amino acids. Lineage: Eukaryota; Fungi; Ascomycota; Dothideomycetes; Botryosphaeriales; Botryosphaeriaceae. The transcript is spliced from 2 exons. Gene Ontology annotation, cellular component: precatalytic spliceosome.
AUGCCUGAGCCGCCAGCCUCCAAGCGCUCGCGCCGCCCGGACUCGGCGCAGAUGUGGGACGACGACGACCGCGGCAAGCAGCAACAUUCGCGACGAGGCGGCGGUGGUGGUGCGCGUCACCGGUCGCGAUCGCCGAGGGACCGCGACCACGAGGGCGGUGGCGGACACAACAGGCGCGGUGGACGGAGAGACAGGAGCGGCAGCAGGGAGAGGGGUGGAAGAAGGAGAGAUGAUCGCGCGCGCUCGCGCUCGCCGAGACCGAGUGAUGGCAAUGUGCGCCGCCGCUCUCCCCCGAGGGGACCACGCGGACCGCCCCCGGCAGCCACAACGAACGGAGCGAAGAAGGGCGGCGCUGCUGCUGCUGCGGCUACAGAGCUGCCACCUACGGCUGGCCGAACGCAGCCCAGCUCGCGAGAGUGGACGCGUCGGGUACAGUCUCGAAUUGGGACUUCCGUUGCUGGUGGAAUGACAAAUGGUGACAAGGACGGCAAUGAUAUGGACGUGGAUGGAGGAGCCGGUGCGGUGGACCCGGAAACCAGGGAGAUGGAGCGAUUGAUGGGCUUCUCGAGCUUCAGCAGCACCCACAACACCAAGGUUCCCGGCAACGACAGGAAUUACGCCGUCAGGAAGGAGAAGAAGACGGAGUACAGGCAGUACAUGAACCGUGUUGGUGGUUUCAACAGGCCCCUCAGCCCGUCGAGAUAG